AGGGGAGAGAGAUUAUUUAUCUUGAAAAGGGACUUAAAGUGAAAAUGAAGAAUGGAGAGGGAGAAAUAAGUAGGAACUUAGGGAGAAUUUAGUAUUGUACAAAAGUUUUAUAUAUACAGAGCUUGUGCAUCUCUUGGUACCUGUGUUCUUGACUUUUUCUAUAUAUUUUGAUCAAAAUGUUUUUAAGACUGUUCUAAAAAACUGUUGGAAGUAUUUGACCCCUAAAUUAAGUGGAACCUGCAUUACUAGAUUUUGCCACUUGGGGGCAGUGUGACACGCUGUGUCAAUGUCACAUUAUUACCUUAAAAGGUUAAUAUAACAGACUUGAUAGCAAAUGACACACCCAGCAGACACAACAUUAGCAUUCCUUUUGAAUUGUGUUUGUGUUCACCUGAGGAAUUUAAGUCCAAUAUUCAGUCCUCUUUUUGUUUGGUCUCCUGAAGGAAAUACCCAAGGGAAAUACCUGGCACUUUAGUUCCUUAAUUCUACACUAUGUUUACCACAGAUGUCCUGUAUGUAAUGGGAGUAGACUAACUAACUAAACUAAUCAAAAUAUUACUGAAAUGGCAAUAUGGCCAAGUACAAAUCACAGGAGCUGAAACAACACAACAAUCUCUAAAAUACUCCUAGUUAAAAACAAUUUUGUGCUGUGAAAUUUAUAUUGAAUAAUGUGCAAAUUUAGCAAGUUUACUGCACAAGGAACAAAGGAGUUUUUACCCAUAUUGUACUUGAACUUGGGUACUCUGAAUCAUCUGCCUGAGGGAAGAGUUUCAAACUCACAGAGAAGGGGCUGAUCUGAGCAGUCUAGAAUAGAACUGGCUUAGUGGAGGACCUGCUGGUUCAAGACGGCCAUCAGGUGGGUCUGUGGGGCACCUAUCACCUUGCCAGCCACCUUCACAAUGCGGCUCACAUGAUUUUUAUCCUUGAUGUUCAAGUUACAGUACCACGCAAUAAUAUAGAUUGUGAAAACAGGUUGGUUAAAGGACUUGUAGGACAAGGACAUCAUUUUACUGUUUCAGUUUUUGGUCAAUGACUGUCCCAAGGUACAUUGUUCAACAAAUUCAAUGCCAGUUCUUUUGAUGAAGGUCUGAGAUGCUGUGUGGAAUGACUUCUUUCUAAAAUCAGUGACCAUAUCUUUGGUCUUUAUGGUGUUUAAUUGGAGGAAGGCAUCAUCGCACCACAUGACAAAACUCAUCCACCCCAUGCUUGCCUCUACAGUCAUUGGUGUAAAGACUGUACAGCAAAGGAGACAGUCCACAGCCCUGUGGAGAGUCAUUUGAGGAGAACAGACAUUUUGACAGGGAGCCAUUAACUCUCACCCUCUGAGACCUGCAUGUUAAAAAAUCUACAAUCCAACCUAUAAGAUUUACAUCAAGAUUAGAAUUAGUAAGCAGUUCCCUUGCUAAAAUCCUGACAGUGUGAGUACAAAUACAGAAAAUCCUGUACCCAAUGAGAGCCAACAUUGUAAUAUUCACAACAUUUCCAUAAAAACGUAAAACAUCUCUCAUCAGAAGCCUCCUACAACAACAGCUGAAAGUUAAAAAAAAAAAACAAAAAAAAAAAAAAAACACAUUAUAUAUACACACAUAUAUCUGGGUUUCACAGGGUUAAGUAGCAGAUGGUGACAGAGAUAUUUGUAACACAGGUUUCCCUUCAGACUUUUUGGUGAUAAAUACAGUGAGCUACCAGGUAGGUAAUAUUUGAAUGUUGAUAUUGUGCCUGAAAAAAGAUCAUGACUGUUGGCUAAUGACACAGAAGAUGUCUGUGUGAAAAUAUGUCUGUAGACAGACUUUGCUUUGUUGAUGCAGUGUAUAAUCAUGGAGAUUACAGCAUAGUCUUAACAGUGUCAGUGUCAGAGGAACUAGUUCACACAAGUCCAGCCCUGUCAUGACGAUGUAAGACAGCCAAAAACAUCUUACACAUAUCAUAUUUCAGUCUCUGUGACUUCCUGUUGUUCCCUCUUUUUCAUAUGAAAUGUUCCUGUGCCUCUGUCAUUUCCUGUACUAGAAUAUCAGUGCAUUUACAUCCAUCUUCACACACUCUCUCACUCACCAAAUUUAUGGUGGAUAUGUAUCUAUGUGUGUGUGUGUGUGUGUGUGUGUGUUUGUGUGUGGGCGGGGCGGGUGGGGGGGGUCAGGGUGUGGUAGGGAUUCAGUGGGUGUCUCCAUAACAGGAGAGCUGAAGAAAGUGACAGAACUGGAGGGAUGAGUGUCUGUGACAGUACGGUGAAGGGAACAGAACAGGAACAGAAAUUUAUAAAAGAUUUUGUACUCUCUCUCUGCUCUGUGAGGGUAACACAACAUCUAGCAUUGGUACCAGAAUCCAACAAAAAGUGACCGGCUCUGCUUCCUCUCUAUAGAGCAGUUAUGUCAAACUCCACAAACAAUGAGCUCUUCUGCCCACUGCUACAGGAAAUGCGGGGGCACAAGCCUAACAUCAGCACAGAGGUCAAUCUGGUGGUGGUUUGUAUCCACGGUCUGGUCUCCUGCCUUGGGAUUUUGGAGAAUGCCCUGGUCCUCUGGGUGGUUGGCUUCCGCCUGCGGCACCGCACUGUAGCCUCUGUCUGGGUUCUCAACCUAGCCAUGUCUGACUUCCUGGCCACAUUGACGCUCCCCCUCUUCACCUCUUACCUUUACCACUCCCAUAGCUGGGAGCUUGGCGGCCCACUCUGCAAAAUACAGGCUUCCAUCUUCUUCCUAAACAUGUUUGUGUCAGCCUUCCUACUGGCAGCCAUUUCACUGGACCGCUUACUUCUGGUGGUGAAGCCAGUGUGGAGCCAGAAUCAUCGGUCAGUGGCAGGAGCGUGGAAGGUGUGUCUAUUGGGUUGGUUUUGGGCAGCAAUUAAUACAUUACCUUACACCGUGUUCCGCUCAGUUACUCAGAAACUGUAUCCAGGGUACUUGUGCUAUCAUAAUUUUGCCUUGAUUUUAUCCUCUCAAGCUACUCUGGAGAGAGAUUGCAAAGUGAGGCAGGCAGCAACAGCCAUCUCCAAGUUGCUGCUAGCAUUCAUCUUUCCCCUGAUGUUGAUUGCAGGGAGCUACAUCCAAAUAGCUCUCAUCCUAAGGAACAGGAGUAAGAAAAGGACGCAGAGCACCACCAGGUUAACUGAUGAACUGAUUGUGUCCAACAAAGAUGGAGCAUCAGGAACUACAAAUACCCCAAAUACCACAAAAAUUAUAAAUAUCCUUCUCAAGCCUCGGGCCUCUAGUCCAUCUUUGACACCUACUACCUUGUUCACUACCACCUCUAAUCAGACCAAUCAGGGCCAGCUGUCCCAGAGCUUCAUCAAAAUGGUGACAUUUGUGAUCGCAGCAUUUGCACUGUGCUGGGCUCCCUAUCACAUCUUCUGCAUGAUUGAAGUGACAGCCCAGUAUUGGAAAGACAAUCUCAGCUUAGUGGAGAAGGGGUUGCCCCUAGCUACAACCAUUGCUUUCUUGAAUCCAGUGUUGAACCCCAUUCUAUAUGCCUUCAGUUGCCCAAACUUUUGUGUGAGAAUACGACAGAGUCUGGGAGCAGUGUUUGAUGGACUGGUAGAAGAGCAAGGGGGGUUCCUGAUGGUCCCAGGAAAAAGUAUAAGAGCUCAUAUUAGACGGAAAAGCAGUCGAGAUGUGAACCUUGCAACACCAGGGUCACCAAAGGGUUCGUUUUCACCCCAUAAAUCACCUUACAUCCAACCUCCCUUCCCAAUGUCUUUGACGUCUGACAUCAACAGUCACACUGAGAAUACAGGACAAGAAUCAAGAACUGAGGUGGAGCGUAGCUGAGGUUCUACUGGAUUUUUAGCUGUAUGUUUGUCACAUACUGUAUGUACGUGUAUGCUUAAUUCCAUAGAAUGCCUGCAGCCUAUCACAUAAAAGCUGCAGCAAAAAGUAUUUGAUACAGGAAUUAGUAUGUAUGUAGUAUGGUAGUACAUAGUAUGUUGUGAUACAGUAUUUGCAGCCUUGCUAGGGAUAACAACAUCAAUAUGUUGAUCGGAUGAUCUACCACUUUGAUCCAGACUAAAAUAUCUCAACAACUAUAGGAUGGAUUUCCAUGAAAUUACACAGUGAUACAAAAAAUAAGGACCACUGCUGGAGAUUGAAGGUUUGUGCCAGGCAAUUUCUGGCCACCAGAGAGCAGUAUAGUACAGAUUGCAUAAGCAGAUGUGAAAUGAUAUGGUAGGAUUAUGCUUUUCAGGUCCUGUAAUCCAGGAGCACUUUAAAUGUGAACUGCUGAAUGUCUGAACACCUUCCUGAGUGAUUGGAUUUGAUCAUGUCUGAUAUCCAUUUUGACUGACUGACUCAUACUGACUCGUACUGUCUCAUUACCGCCACCGCAAUCUUUUUGGUUGGUUUCUGGUUCCAUCAUAUUCAAUUGGACACAUGCACCCCACGCACACACACACUCAUACACACACACACACACACACAGGCUGAGGUGUAAUGUAGGCCACAGCAACGUGGGAUUACCAUGGAGGUAGUUGUAAUUUGGAGAGAAUAUUAGAGAGUGAAGAUCCAGAAUAUAAAGACAGUGCAGGAUUAAACAUAACAGGUCAGACUGACAUACAAAGUUCCACUUUCCUCCCAGCCAUUCAGUUUCAACAGAUUAUCUUUUUUCUCUCUUUUACCCCUCUUUCUAUUCAUCCUUUUCUCUCCGCACUAUACCUUUUUGGCUGUACAGCAAUGCCUCGUCUUAACAAAGAGGGCAAAUUCAAUGAAAUCAAAGUGACAAAGAAACAGGAAGGAAAAAAAGGGAAGGAAUUAAGCAAGGAAAUCAUUUGUACAUUUCACUCACUAAGUAAUCAGCAAUGUUAAACACGGAUUGCAGAACAAGAAUUUGUUAAGAACGUUUUGAAAGGAUUUCUUAACGGUAGUAGUGGGUCAAGAUGGGCUGGUAGCUCAUGGGGUCAAUUAGUCUGUUUUGAUAAACACAGAAUAAACUACAUCUCUACAGAUAUAAAGAGUUAGACAUUACCUCUACCCACAGUCAUCCCCAUCUUCACACAAAAGACAACAAGUGAAGUGUCACAUACCAUAAUAUAACUCAGCAUGACAUGUGCCAAUAAUUAGUAGCUGCUCAUUAACAAAUACUUUUUGUUAUGCUUACUGGCUUUGGCUAUUUCAAAUCCAAUGUCUAGUCUGUGAUUUGGUGGCUGUGUGAGAAUUAUUGUUCAGUUAUGACAUGUAUUAAAUUUGUUGGGGGAAGAACUCUGAUUCUUGCGUUUUUGAAAGGUAAAACAUAAGAUUCAGCACCACCCCUCCCUGCUCCAGUGAUUUUCAUAUAGUCCCUAAGUAGAUGGAAAGAUGCAUGCAUGGAGGGGGCAUGAAAAUCCACAGAACAAGUAUCUAAGACAAGGCCAGCAAACCUAUACGAGGGAACUAAAGAGUCUUAAAAUUACAUGAUGCAAUUCAGAAAACCCCUGCAAAGGCGCUCAAUUGCAGAAAAGACAGAGACACAUAGAUACGAUAAAAUAUAAUCAAACAGCAGUACAGUGAGACCACUGGCAAUUUAUGACAUUGAAAACAACAGAGACAGAGAGAUUAUAUAAAGUGCUGUGAAAAACAGUUGGUAGAGAUGAGCGAUAAGGAGAGAAUGAAAGAGAGAGUAGGUGGAGGGAGGGGUGGUAAGUAUUGCUUUAAAGAGGUUUAAUGCACUGCAACAGUACUUAUAGCUGACAGAUGCUAGGGAAUCAAAGCCGAGUCACACGAAAUAAUUUACCAUGAGUACGUGUAUCCAGUAUUUCACAGAACACAGCAAGGCUAGAAUGUCUUAUAUGUGAGUCAUUUUACUGCAGAGUCACUACUUUUUCUUUUGGUACUUAAAAGUAUAUUUUCCUGAUACUAUACUUUUACUUAAGCAGGAUUUUUAUUUUAAUAUGCAGUACUCUUACUUGUAAUGGAAUAUUUUAAAACUAUGGCCUUCUUACUUAAGUAAAGGAUAUGAAUACUUCUUCCACCUCUGCUGCAUUUAUUACAUCAAUGCAAAUUUAUCCAAACAGAUACAGUAAACCAUAACAAUUGUCUUUAUAUAUUAUGAUCAAAAUUUGUGUAUGUUGAAAAAGUGUUUGAUAAAGUUCAGAUCAUCUAUUAUAUUUGUUUUCUUGCUGAUGACUCCACAAAUUUUCUUGGUUAAUAUCUGUGAUUUAAGAGUUGAAUAGAUGAAUAGAUCUUUAACAGUCUGAUAGUGUGAUUUUCAUAUGGAAAGUUAACAUCACACCAUUGACAUCGGAUAAAUGAGUGUCAUUCAUCAUUUUCGAUUCUGCUAAAUUAAUAUUUUAAAUGCACUGAGAGGAGAUCACUUGGAACUGGGUAAAUAAAAAAAUCAACCUAUUGUUGUAAAUGUCAGUAUUAU
Messenger RNA from Lates calcarifer (barramundi perch), 6330 nucleotides. Its product is annotated as prostaglandin D2 receptor 2. The transcript is spliced from 3 exons. The coding region runs from base 2367 to 3764 and encodes 465 amino acids. Gene Ontology annotation, molecular function: G protein-coupled receptor activity; complement receptor activity. The record is from RefSeq and is a predicted model, not a curated record. Gene Ontology annotation, biological process: complement receptor mediated signaling pathway; positive regulation of cytosolic calcium ion concentration; inflammatory response. Gene Ontology annotation, cellular component: plasma membrane. NCBI's taxonomy places the organism in Eukaryota, Metazoa, Chordata, Actinopteri, Centropomidae.